AACACCUCGCAUUUCCGGAGUUGUUUUCAUUCCACACCAUGUGCACGUUAGAGAAGCGCGGCGACAUUUUCUAUCUAACGCUGACCGGCGACGGCGAGCACCGGUUGAACCCGGAUCUCAUCACCUCUCUCGGCGCCGCACUAGCCGAUGUCAAGUCCCAAGCUGCCAGGGGAUCUGUGCUGAUCACCAAGGCGGAGGGGAACUUCUUCUCCAACGGCUUCGACUUGAAAUACGCCAAAGCCGCCGGCUCGCCGGAAGCCGCCUCGGAUCGGCUGCUCCACAUGGUGGAGAUGUUCAGGCCGAUCGUGGCGGACCUAAUCUCCCUCCCGAUGCCGACCAUCGCGGCGGUCACCGGCCACGCCGCCGCCGCGGGGCUGAUGCUGGCCAUGAGUCACGACUACGUCACCAUGAGGUCAGACAAAGGCGUGCUGUACAUGAGCGAGAUGGAUAUCGGGCUACCCCUGCCGGACUACUUCUCCGCGAUGAUCAGAUCGAAGGUGAGCUCGUUGGCUGCCAGGCGAGCGUUAGUGUUGAAAGCCUCGAAGCUGAAGGCGGCGGAGGCGCUAGGGUUAGGGUUGAUCGACUCCGCGCACGCCAACGCGGAGGAGACCGUGAAGGCGGCGGUGCAGAUAGCAGAGACGCUGUCGAAGAGGCGGUGGGAGGGUAAGAAUUACGCUGUGAUGCGGAAAUCGUUGCUUCCCGACGCUUGCACCGUGUUGAAGUUGACUGAAACCGCCGUUAUGCCUUCACGUCUUUGAAUCAAUCAUCCAUUACCGAUGAAUCCAAUACUUACAUUUGGGGAAAAAUUAUGGUCUUAGAGACUAAAAAAUAAUAAAAUUUUCAAUUUUAGUGUUAUGUGUCUUUGUUGGAGCUGAAAAUAUUGCAAUUUCUGGAAGCAGAAGGCUAUGAAUUUAUGUAUGCCAUUGUAUGUGCCUGAAGAUAAUAAGAAUCCUUGUAUUUUCUCCUGCUUC
Molecule: messenger RNA, 971 nt
Organism: Ipomoea nil (Japanese morning glory)
Lineage: Eukaryota; Viridiplantae; Streptophyta; Magnoliopsida; Solanales; Convolvulaceae
Product: enoyl-CoA delta isomerase 2, peroxisomal-like
Exons: 1
Coding region: 39-758 (239 amino acids)
Biological process (GO): fatty acid beta-oxidation
Cellular component (GO): peroxisome
Molecular function (GO): delta(3)-delta(2)-enoyl-CoA isomerase activity; enoyl-CoA hydratase activity
Source: RefSeq, a predicted model, not a curated record